UGUACACAUUUUUCAAUUUACAAAAUAGUCAUUGCAGAUAGACAACUUUUGGAAUUUUUGAAAAUAAAAUUAAAAAUGUUGUCCACUUCAAGGCAGGCUCUCAAAAUUUUUCUUACUCGUACCCUUAGAGUUCAGGGCAGUAAGUUAACGAGUCAGCCCCAAACUCAACAAACAGAGAACUUUACUGCAUCAUCAUCCGAUAUCAAACAAACACUUAAAGAAGUACCAGAAGUUAGCGUGAAAGGUGAAAUCCGAAAGGAAGGUCAAGUGGAGGAACACUUUUCUAAAGUUGUCUUAUUUAAUGGUUUGCGUCCAGCAACCAUAACUGGUAUCUUUCUUGAAAAUCAAAGACCUUCAUGGCUAUUUCGUGUCUGGAAAGUUGAGAAAAUUUGGCGUUAUCUACCUCUGAACCCUAUCAAUUCUGAUCCUAAAAAGUAAACCAAUAUACGUAUACAAAAACUCGUGCAUUAAACGAAAUGAAUGGACCUAUCGACGACAUAUUAAUCAAAAUUAGUGCGGCAACAUUUCAAAUUUGCAAAAUUCAACAGUAUA
This is a messenger RNA of Teleopsis dalmanni, 552 nucleotides long. RefSeq lists its product as uncharacterized. NCBI's taxonomy places the organism in Eukaryota, Metazoa, Arthropoda, Insecta, Diptera, Diopsidae. Bases 76 to 438 code for a protein of 120 amino acids. The record is from RefSeq and is a predicted model, not a curated record. The transcript is spliced from 3 exons.